AUGCUAGACGCUAAAUUUAAAUUAAAUCAAAAGAUAUUGAAAGUGAAUAGAGAAAACACAAGAAUUGCUAAAAAUCGAGCCACUAAAAGCCUUCGACAAUCACUUAACGUUGAAGGCUAA
Theileria orientalis strain Shintoku is the source of this 120-nucleotide messenger RNA. RefSeq lists its product as hypothetical. The transcript has a single exon. The coding region runs from base 1 to 120 and encodes 39 amino acids. The record is from RefSeq and is a predicted model, not a curated record. NCBI's taxonomy places the organism in Eukaryota, Apicomplexa, Aconoidasida, Piroplasmida, Theileriidae.